This is a messenger RNA of Ambispora leptoticha, 762 nucleotides long. Lineage: Eukaryota; Fungi; Glomeromycota; Glomeromycetes; Archaeosporales; Ambisporaceae. The record is from the annotation of a GenBank genome assembly.
AUGUUCAACUACCAAGCAAUAUCCCAACCCACAGACACAUCCACGCGUCGUGGAGCUUUUAUAGUAUUCGAAGGGUGUGAUAGGGCAGGGAAAUCGACUCAAGCCGCUAAACUUGUAGAAUAUUUACAAAAUCGGCAUAAACAACCAUUAAAAAACGAUGAAACUUCUAUUGCCAGCAAUUUGAAAGUAAGUGAAACUAUGACGAAUAAUUCUAAUGAUUCUGAAGUGGCGCGUUUAUGGAAAUUUCCUGACCGCACAACACUUAUUGGGAAAAUGAUUGACGCGUACCUCAAAAAAACUAAAGACUUAGAUGACCAUGUUGUGCAUUUAUUGUUCUCGGCUAAUCGUUGGGAAUGCAUGAACGUCAUCAAGAAUAUCUUGAUGAGUGGUACCACCCUCGUAGUUGAUCGAUACGCGUACUCUGGGGCAGCAUUCUCCGCAGCAAAAAAAGAUCUUGAUAUUAAUUGGUGCAAAUCGCCAGACAUCGGGUUGCUUACGCCCGAUAUUGUAUUCUUUAUGGAUCUGGAACCGGAAGAAGCGGUCAAACGUGGUGGAUAUGGAAAGGAACGAUAUGAGAAUCUAGAAUUUCAAAAGAAAGUUCGAAAGGUUUUCUUGGAUUUGAAGGAUUCUUCUUGGAAGAUAUUGGAUGCACGUCAAACGAUUCCUGAACUCCAUCAACAAAUAAUCGAAACUGCAGAAGAAGUGAUAAAAAAAUGCGAAUCAAUACCUUUUAGUGAAAAUUUAUGGAAGAAUAUACUAUAG